This is a messenger RNA of Xenopus laevis (African clawed frog), 3319 nucleotides long. RefSeq names its product indian hedgehog S homeolog (gene ihh.S). Gene Ontology annotation, biological process: cell fate specification; protein autoprocessing; system development. The transcript has 4 exons. Bases 887 to 1798 code for a protein of 303 amino acids. Gene Ontology annotation, molecular function: patched binding; calcium ion binding. Gene Ontology annotation, cellular component: Golgi membrane; extracellular region; endoplasmic reticulum membrane. The record is from RefSeq and is a predicted model, not a curated record. NCBI's taxonomy places the organism in Eukaryota, Metazoa, Chordata, Amphibia, Anura, Pipidae.
GUGCCAUAGAGUGGGCGUGAGCAGGUGAGUGAGUGUCAGCUCUACAGACCCCGGUUUAGGACCGCCCCUCCCUCUUGCGCUCCAUGUGCCAAAACAAACCGCCUUUCCUAUUUAUUGCAGCCGGACAGUGGCGGCUCCUGGGCACAAGCAGCGGCUGCUCCCUCAUACAGCGAUUGGGACUGAAAAGCAUCGGCUGCUCAGCUCAAAGAGUGAGAGAGGGAUCAUAGGGGAGCCGCAUAUUUAGUGAUCUGUGCCUGGACCCACUGACACCUGCGCCGCCCGCUGAGAGGCAACGACGGGCGCCAGAGAACAAGCCUGGGACCGGGAGCGCAUUGACAGGACAGUGACAAACAGAAAGAGACGGAGUCCAAGUGCGGGACAUUCCAUUUACCAGGGGAGGCAGGGAGAAGAGACAGUGAUACGCAUCCAUCUCACCCCUGGAGCUCAGAGUGGACUGGUGACCUCCAGUCGCAGGGGUUGAAAAGAAAGGUUUGUGGAUACCCAGCCUAGAGCAGCCGCGGACUCCGAGACCAAUUCGCGGGAGCGCAGUGAUACCAGUCGUGGACUCGGACGGCCAUUCCCGGGGGCGCAGUGACACAGCCUCUCCCAGCAGCGACACAACCCCAGUGGCGGGUGCAGGAGUUGAUCCCAGGACAGUGGCAUCAGAAUCACCAAGUGCGGAGAGAGACGCUCUCCUUUUGCGCGGGAGGCAGACACCUGUCCCCAGGAGCGCAGUGACACAUCUGGGGACAUAGCGACAAAUCCCGGAGACUCAGAGUGACACAAGCACUUCGGCUUCUUUAUCUCCCCCUGGCUGGGCUUGAGGAGGUGUCGGGCGGCGGAUGGAGCUGUCCUGAUCAGCAGCCCAGGGAGCCCCAGCCGCCCCAUGCAGUUGCCCAAGGUUGUGCUGCUUCUCUGCGCCGCUGCGCUGCUCCUGAGCGGGGCGGUGCGGGGUUGCGGACCGGGAAGGGUGGUCGGCAGGAGGCGCAGACCGACCAAGCUCAGCCCGCUCUCCUACAAGCAGUUCAGCCCGAAUGUACCCGAGAAGACCCUGGGAGCCAGCGGCAGGUACGAAGGGAAGAUCUCCCGCAACUCAGAACGCUUCAAGGAACUCACCCCCAACUACAACCCGGACAUUAUAUUCAAGGACGAAGAGAUCACGGGGGCAGACCGGCUCAUGACCCAGCGCUGCAAAGACCGACUGAAUUCCUUGGCCAUUUCUGUCAUGAACCAGUGGCCUGGAGUUAAACUGAGAGUGACAGAAGGCUGGGAUGAGGAUGGACACCAUUUCGAAGAAUCCUUGCACUACGAGGGGCGUGCAGUCGACAUCACCACAUCAGACCGGGAUCGCAAUAAGUACGGAAUGCUGGCUAGGCUGGCAGUGGAAGCUGGAUUUGACUGGGUCUACUAUGAGUCCAAAGCCCAUAUCCAUUGCUCGGUGAAGUCAGAUGCCUCGUUCAAAGGGUACCCUCCAUUCACCCCUCAGAAUUCAGCCUGGAAGCCCUCAUCCCAUAGGAAGAAGUUGGAGGAAGCACAAGAUUUGUAUGCAGACUGGAGGAAGCAGGGAGCAGCAGAUGCACAGGGGGAACUGGGUUAUGAACCCAUUGAUAACUAUAUGAGGGUGCCAGUUACAGAGGAACUGGGAUCUGCGGGGUGGAAAUUGAAGAAGAAGAAAAAGAAGGGACGAAAGAAGAGUGAAAAAGAUGGGAAGGGGAGGGGGACAGAAGGGGAAGAGGAAAUAAUUAGAAAAAGGAAAAAAAUUAGGGAAAAAGCAAAGUCUAAACAGCAGAAGGGAUAGCAGGAAGGAGAGAAAAGGAAGAAUAGAUAAAAUGAACUGAGAAUGAAGGUAUCAGGUGAAUAGAGAGUAGGAAAUCAAGGGGGCUGGACCUUCCAAGUACAGGUUCAUGAAGGAAAUCUUUUCUUCGUACAGUUGUGGGGUUACCGAAGCCCUUUUUACCGAGCACCAGGGUCAGUAUAUUCUCGAGAGGGCCUGGGUGUGCGUGGGCAGUUUUGAUUUUUUCAUGAAGGAAAACAACCAUGAAAGUAAGCUAAAAAGUAUAUUUGGGUGAUUUGGAUAAAUAACAAGAAUUUUAUAUGAGGGCUUCUUCUCUCAAGGGGUAUUUUGCCUAUACUAAUCCAGUUAUAACUGGCAAAACCCAACUAAACAGAACUUCACAUAUGAAUCAAUUUACUCAUGGAAAGAAAUGUAAGGUUCUAGGCAUCUGAUAAAAAUAUUACUACUAGCGAGAGAGAGAGAGAGAGAGAGAGAGAGAGAUACUAACUGCACACAUUAAGAGUGAUAUGCAGAAUUACACAUUUGCUUGGUUUUAAUGUUAUUUGUAUAUGUAAUAGCUAGUUAGCGACUGAAAACUGUACUUGUCUGGCUAUUUAUAUUCUCUGUCCUGCUGGUUCUGACUUUUGAAAACAUUUAGCAAAAGACAUUGUAUCAGUAGUCAGAACUAGAGAAAAGAAAGGGACACUCAAAUUCAAUAGCUAUUACAUUUGCAUACCAUUAAAACCAGUGCAAAUGCGUUAUGAAUGUAUAUUGGGAAGUUGCUUAGAAUUACAUGUUCUUGAAUUAGGCAAACGAUUCUCAGUAUUCUCUUCUGAGCACUUUUGCUGUUUUGAUUAAUUAUGAUAUUUUCGAGUUUAGCAGUUUUUACACUGAUCAUGCAUUUGAAGCAACAGUGUCACCUGCUGGGUUUUUUUUGCUGACUGAACUUCGCGUCCAGGUAUUUCCCUCACUCUCGAAGUAGGAAAUGUGACACAGAACAAACAGCAGCCUCCCAGUCAGUCCAUGUGAUGUUUUUUCAAAAUAUGAAAAAAUAUAGGAGACAUUCUCUCAGCUGCACUAAUUCUAAUGUGAACCUCCUGAUUAAUGACAUUACCUCCUUUUUGGGCCCUAGUACAAAGGCUAAGAGCCACCUCAACAUACCCAUGCUUAUGACGUUUGGGGCAUUUAUCCUAUACAAUGAUAAAGGGAAAGCGGCACUUGGACUAGAGCUUGGUGUUAUUACAACAUCUAUUGUUAUGUCCCUUUGUUGGAUAAGAAGGUAUUGUCAGACAGCCUAAGGAUGGAUGCUGCAAAUAUUUCCACGUUUUUUAGCCAUGUAAUGUCCAAAGUGUUUAUGUAUGCAGGUGCCUAAGUUAAUACAAAUAAUGCUAUUUUUACAGACAGAGAUAGAAGCUAAUAUAUUGCAGUCCUUGCGAGUAUAUAGUGUAUAUAGGUUUCUGGUUUAUAUUAUUUGGUACCAUAAUAUUCAUAUAUUGUAUAUUUUGCAUUUGUACAAAUGUUGCAACUAUUUAAAAUAAAAAAGGU